This is a messenger RNA of Megalopta genalis, 2672 nucleotides long. Its product is annotated as Adenosine deaminase, tRNA-specific 1. Gene Ontology annotation, biological process: tRNA processing. Lineage: Eukaryota; Metazoa; Arthropoda; Insecta; Hymenoptera; Halictidae. The record is from RefSeq and is a predicted model, not a curated record. Gene Ontology annotation, molecular function: tRNA-specific adenosine deaminase activity; adenosine deaminase activity; RNA binding.
UAAUACUGCCUCGAAAUACUGAACUGAACUGAGUGAUAUCGGAAUCCAGAAAUUUAAGGUACAGGUACGGACACUACUUUUCUCUUAUUGGUUGAUGCUUCACAGAUAAGCAAUGCUGCCCCCAUAAUUUUAGACAAAGAGAGGAAAUGGCAAGUGAACAAGAGAGCGCGACAUUAGUACAAGCGAAAACAAGUCUCACUGACGACCAAUGUAACUUGUCUCACUUUACCAUCCUUGCAAUCUCACUCUAUUCACGCGUCCGUUUGCCUGAUGCUCCACCUGAAAUACGCGGCACGAUAUUUGACCUAUACUUUUCACUCCGUAGGACUUUCGGCCACACAGUCGGCAACCACUUUUACAAUUAUUAAAAAUUUUGAAUCUACAAAAUUUUAUUAAUUUACCAAUCCCAAUACUUGUCAGCUGGAACGGCCAGCAAUCAAUAUCCUACUGUAUGAGAAGUAUUUUCGAAAGCAACGAAUAAUUUCGCAAUUUCAUAUGAUUUUUACUUUUAAAAAUUUGGAAAACAAAUCUGAAACUUGCAUUCAUAUUCUCUUAGAGAAUUAGAGUUAAAAAUGAUUGAAGAUUGAAACAAUUUAUCGGCAAUAAAGAUUAAAAAACUAUAUGAAACAAUUCUAAAACGUCUAGUAGAAAUUCUAAUCUGCAAUCUACAAUGAAACUAGAAAUAUAAGGAAAUUCCCGAUGGCAACGCUAAACCAUAAACGAAUUCAUAUGAGUCUGCAUGUGGCGAACUUUCGCGACCCAAAUUGACUGCUUUAUCGACCUAAAAAAUAGAUAUAUGACAUCAGCAUCUUUCAAUUAAUUAUCUAACGUCAUUUAGAAGAAAUACUUAAUUGCAACAUGUAAAGUUUUUUAUAUAUUUGCGUAAUGCACAUGUCUAAUGCACAUGUCUAUGCAAGAUAGCUAUGUGUUUACAUUCAUAAAUUUCAGUAUAACUAUUUAUAUGUAUAUUUAUUUAUAUGUAUAUGUAUUUUUUAUAUGUAUAAUUAAAUAAUUUCAGUUAGAACUAAGAUUCAGAAAAAACAAAAUAUAUCAAGUUGUUGAUGAAAGCUUAAAAAUAGGAUAUCAUUGGUAAACAUAACCUAUUUUAUCAAGGAAUAUUCAGGAAUGUCAGUAAUGAUUUUCACGAUAUCGGGACAGUAUGGUUAUUAAGAUCAUUGAAUUUAUUUUUUAUACACUAUAAGAAUAUUGGAAAAGGUAGAAGAUUUUAUUUUGAAAAGUCUCAAUGACCGUAAAAUCUUGAAAAAAUAUUAUUUUAAUAUCAGUAUCUUAAAAAUCUCAUUAAAUUAAUAUCAUAUUUUUAUUAACAUCAAUGAGAGAGAUUAGUUUAAUAUAACAUCAUGACAGACUUUGCAGACCAGGUUGCAAGGCUUUGUAUACAAAAAUAUACAAAUCUUAGUAAAAAUGGAAAGCCAUCUGAGAAAGAAUGGACUGUAUUGUCUGGUAUAGUUUUACAACAGCAGAAUGGUUUGCUGUCUUUAGUAGCCCUUGCAACAGGUACAAAGUGUUUAGGAGAAGUGGAUUUAGUAAAUAUGGAAUUAUAUGAAGAAGGUUCCAGAUUACAUGAUUCUCAUGCAGAAGUUCUAACUAGACGUGCCUUUUUAAGGUACCUGUAUGAACAAAUAGAUUUAUUGUUCAGUGGUGCUGGGAGUGAUAUCUUCUUUUUAGAUGAGAAGAAAAAGAUUAAUCUAAAAAAUGGAAUAUCAUUCCAUUUUUUCACAAGUCAAACACCUUGUGGAGACUGUUCAAUAUUUCCGAAAGAAAACUAUAUUGAAAAUGGUGCACCACCUAACAAAAUUAGAAAACAUGACUACAAUAAGGUUUGGGAUUUAAUCACAGAACCAGCUAAUAAUGAAAAGAGACAACAAAACGUUGUAGAUAUUUAUAGAACCGGAGCAAAAUGUGUUAAAUCUGCAGAUGACCAAGAUCCUCAUCAGCCUGGAAUACAUUAUCAUGUAGUAGGGACUCUACGUACCAAACCAGGAAGGGGUAAUCCUACUCUUAGCUUGUCAUGUUCAGACAAAAUAGCAAAAUGGAAUAUUCUUGGAUUGCAAGGUGCACUUCUAUCUAUGAUAAUACCCCUAAUAAAAAUGGAAACUGUAAUAAUUGGAGGGGGAUGUCCAUUUUCUUUAAGCGCAAUGGAACGUGGAGUGUAUGCACGAUUCAAUAAAAAUAUACACAAAAUAAAAAUUGUACAAAGUCAAGUAUCGUUUAGACAGCAGAAAGAUGACAAAAGAAAACAACCAUGUCCAUCAAGUAUUAUAUGGUGUGCUGUGAGGCAUCGCAACACGGAGAUAGCAGUCGAAGGUAGAAGACAAGGAGCUACUAAAAGGAAAAAAGGUAGUAUUUUACUUGUUACAAGGAGGGCACUCUUUGAAACAUUUUUAAAGACAUGUGAUAAAUCUCAGAAUUUUGAUCCUUGUAUAAGGCAUCCAAAAAAGAUUACCUAUUUGGACUGUAAAAAAUGGUCUAAGAAGUACCAAACAUUGUGGAACAUGUUGAAAGUGGAAUCUUUUCAUGGUUGGACUACCAAACCGAUUCACUUGCAAAAGUUUGUGUUAUAAAUCUUUUAUGUUUUGAAGAUAUAUUUUUUAUUGUUUUAAAGUAUAAAAUAGUCGUAACAAAAAAUCUAAAUACAAUUCAAUAUUUUACAA